Meloidogyne enterolobii is the source of this 735-nucleotide messenger RNA. Lineage: Eukaryota; Metazoa; Nematoda; Chromadorea; Rhabditida; Meloidogynidae. The record is from the annotation of a GenBank genome assembly.
AUGAGUAGUACGCCGUUAACUGCAGUCCCGGCUGCCCCGGCCUCACGUGUUGCUCCUGACAGCCCUAACGAUGAAAAUGUAGAUAGAGAUGCUGUUGCUCGUAUAGUAAAAGGUGUUGGUGAGGGAUGGUGUUGUCAUUUGGCCAAUAACUCAAUUGCUCUGUUCAUUCCAUCUAAAUUGUUUGACAUCACUUUAUCGCGUGAGCAUUUUGUCAAUCUUCUUGAAUACUGUGAAGAACAUCUUAAAGUCAAACGUGUUUUGGCUUGUUUUGACAAAUCGGAGAUUGACCCUCGUGAGGGGAUUCCACGCGCUCUCAAAUGUAUUGGCUUCUCCGUUCUUCCACCAAAUCGUUUUCCAAAUUGGCUUGAUCCGAAAACAACUUUUGCAAUGGUUUAUACAAUCUAAACAUGGAGAACUUUUUUAAAAAGCCUAACUUGGGAGAUGAUAUUUUCUUUGAUAUAAGGCACAGCCCCCGGUAAUAUUGAACGUGACAGACCCCCUUUUUUCCUCCCCAAGUUUUACCCUGUAUUUUCACAGAAUGGUCAGACUUUUUCCUUUCUCCCUUCCCAAUUGCCUUUCUAUAAAUCCUACAAUCAAUCGUAAACAACAGUUUUUCCUUGAUUCCUUCCCAAUUGCCAAAAGCUGUUCCAUUUUUUUAUAAAUUGAGAACAAAAUUAAUACUCCUCUUACUUUUUUUGCAUAUACUUUCACUUGUAUAAAAUUAAAUAAUCCUUU